Molecule: messenger RNA, 1064 nt
Organism: Triticum aestivum (bread wheat)
Lineage: Eukaryota; Viridiplantae; Streptophyta; Magnoliopsida; Poales; Poaceae
Exons: 2
Coding region: 52-711 (219 amino acids)
Source: RefSeq, a predicted model, not a curated record
UUGAAGCUCAAAGAUGUACGAUCAUGUGUGCAUCUUCCACCGAUCAGACAGAUGCCCAAUAUGAAAUUUCUGAAAAUCGAUGGAGCACAUGCAGUUACUAAGGUUGGAUCUGAAUUUGUUGGCUACAAGAAGGGUGAACCCAUAUGCAAUGAAUUAGUUGCUUUCCUUAAACUUGAGUGGUUGUUUAUCAGCAAUAUGCCUAAAUGGGAGGAGUGGUCAUUUUUUGAAGAAGAAAUAGAAGUUACUUCUGAUGAAAGGCGAGAGGAUGGAGCUGUUGAGUCACAAAAAGAGAAUGCCCAAUCUGUAAGGUUACGACUGCUGCCUCGUUUGGAGCAGUUGGGACUCGACAAUUGCCCCAAGCUGAGGGCUCUCCCGCAACAACUCGGAGAGCACACCACCAGCUUGAAGAAGCUAUAUUUAGAUGAAACAAACAGCUUGAAGGCUGUGGAGAACCUACCACACCUCACUGAGCUCCUCCAUAUUACAAAAUGUGGAAAACUGGAGAGGAUAUGCAACCUCCCUCAACUGACAGAACUGCGUGUACAUGGUUGUCCAAACUUAAUCCAUGUAGAGGGGUUGGAAAGUUUGCAACGGCUGUGGCUGGGCGAGGAUAUGCAAGUGGUCUCUUCCCGUUGGCUGGCUGUGCUCCAAAAGCAGCACCGGCGACUUCAUGGUGAAGAUUUGGAUGUCUACACGUGGUCCACCAGUUAGAUGUCACAAGAGUUGAUAUUAUCAGUGAAUGGUGAAAGGCGACAACUAUGGGGGCGCUUGAGUACUUCUUGAAGGAGCAUCAAGUGUAUGGAAGGGCAAAGCUCUGUUCUCUGCAACGGGGCUGAACUGAAGAAGAACAAGGAAACUGCAGAAACUAGUACUGCACCAUCUACCAUAGCAAGUAUUAUUUCGAUGCAAUGCUCUUCGGUAGAGUACUAGUACUACCUUUUCUUUUCUGAACUUGAUUGGUGUGUGAUGGAGAUCGAUUCUACUCUCUGGACGUCCUAUUUGUGUCUUAAUUAGUUACAUGGAUGCACUUCAGCAUUAUUAUUAUUAUUAUAUUGAGAACUUAA